Messenger RNA from Ilyonectria robusta, 1743 nucleotides. RefSeq names its product amino acid permease-domain-containing protein. NCBI's taxonomy places the organism in Eukaryota, Fungi, Ascomycota, Sordariomycetes, Hypocreales, Nectriaceae. The record is from RefSeq and is a predicted model, not a curated record. The transcript is spliced from 4 exons. Gene Ontology annotation, biological process: amino acid transmembrane transport. Gene Ontology annotation, cellular component: membrane. Bases 1 to 1743 code for a protein of 580 amino acids. Gene Ontology annotation, molecular function: amino acid transmembrane transporter activity.
AUGGAGUCCAAAUCUUCCGGCGAGACCCCGACCAAUGUCGGCGGCGAGAAGGGUACCCAGGCCACAGACUAUGACCAAGGCACUACCGUGCCCAACAACAGCGACGGCAUGGCCUAUGAGCAGGAGAGCUUUGCCACCCGCAACGGCCUCAACUUGAACUCUUUCAAGCGCCGCGACUAUGGCCAUGGCCUCGUCGAGAUGGACCGCAAGAUGAAGCCUCGCCAUCUCCACAUGAUAGCCAUCGGUGGUUCCAUCGGAGCCGGUUUCUUCGUCGGUUCAGGUGGUGCCCUAUACAAGGGUGGCCCCGGUUCUCUCUUUGUAGACUUCAUGAUCAUCGGUAUCAUGAUGUUCAACGUCGUCUUUGCUCUUGGUGAGCUCGCUGUCAUGUAUCCCGUCACCGGUGGCUUCUAUACCUACUCUGCUCGCUUCAUCGACCCCUCGUGGGGUUUCGCCAUGGGUUGGAAUUACGUCUUCCAGUGGGGAGCAGUCCUUCCGUUGGAGCUAACUGUGUGCGCCAUCACCAUUGAAUAUUGGACCACCUCCGUUUCUCCCGCAGUCUGGAUUACCCUCUUCCUCCUCGCCAUCGUCGUCAUCAACGUUUUUGGUGCCCUUGGUUAUGCUGAAGAGGAGUUCUGGUCGUCUGUGCUCAAACUUGGAGCUACUAUCGCCUUCAUGAUUAUCGCGCUUGUCUGCGUGUUGGGUGGUGGUCCCGAAGACGGGAGAUACUCAGAGUACCAGGGCGCCAAGCUAUGGCACGAGGGCUCCGGUGCCUUCAAGAAUGGCUUCAAGGGCUUCUGCUCCGUCUUUGUCACUGCGGCUUUCUCCUUCGCUGGUACUGAGCUCGUUGGUCUUGCCGCUGCUGAGUCGCGCAACCCUGCCCAGGCUCUCCCGGGCGCCAUCAAGCAGGUGUUCUGGCGUAUCACUCUCUUUUACAUCCUCGGUCUUUUCUUCGUCGGUCUUCUUGUCAGCGCCGAUGACGAUAGACUCCUUAGCGAGAGCUCCUAUUCCAACUCCAAGGCCUCUCCUUUCGUGUUGGCCGCCGAGUAUUCUGGUCUCAAUGGUUUCAAUCACUUCAUGAACGCCAUUAUUCUCGUCUCGGUCCUGUCCAUCGGUGUUUCCUCCGUCUACGGCGGCUCCCGAACUCUGACUGCGAUGGCCCAGACCGGAUAUGCCCCCAAGAUCUUUAGCUACGUCGACCGCAGCGGCCGACCUCUCUUCUCAGUUCUCCUCAUCAUCGUCCUUGGCGCCCUAGCCUAUGUCAACCUGUCUGCCGAUGGAGGUACUGUCUUCGACUGGCUCCUGGCCUUGUCUGGUUUGUCGACCCUCUUCACGUGGGGCUCAGUUUGCUUGGCCCACAUUCGCUUCCGUAAGGCCUGGGCCUACCAUGGCCAUACCCUCGAUGAGAUCCCCUUCCAGGCCGUCGGUGGUGUCUAUGGCUCUUAUCUCGGUCUUAUCCUCAUUGCUCUUGUCAUGAUUGCUCAGUUCUAUACGGCCAUUAUUGCUGGCCCCGGUCAGCCCGGUAUGGGCACGGUCGAGGGCUUCUUCAAGUCGUACCUCGCCUUCCCCGUUGUCCUCUUCUUCUGGGCUGUCGGCUACCUGUGGAAGCGACAAGGCCCCAUCAGAACCGCUGAAAUCGAUGUCGACACUGGCCGACGUGAGCAUGACUGGGACGAGAUCAACGCUUUCCGUGCUGAGGUCGCGAAGUGGCCGGCGUGGCGUCGUGCCCUCAACAAGGUCAUGUAA